Molecule: messenger RNA, 2067 nt
Organism: Nannospalax galili (Upper Galilee mountains blind mole rat)
Lineage: Eukaryota; Metazoa; Chordata; Mammalia; Rodentia; Spalacidae
Gene: Fam3a
Product: family with sequence similarity 3 member A
Exons: 10
Coding region: 680-1438 (252 amino acids)
Source: RefSeq, a predicted model, not a curated record
CAAGGGCUCUGGGGCCCGCAGCGGAGCUACGCGGGCGGACUGUGGCCCCUCCCUGGGCCGCCAUUGUGCUGCCUGCUGCGACUCCUAAGCCUCACCUUGCCCGGCUAGCAAGACCACAUGGGAAAUCUCUGAUCAAGCCUGCGUCUCCCUACACCUGGCAACGCCCUUGCCCAGCAGGGUCUCGGUCAUCAGAGUCGGGAGGAUCUUGGACAUCGCACAGGGGGUCCGGGGUCCCGGAGAACCACUUCUACGUUCCGGUGCUGGAGGCUUCAGUUAGCCCGACUGUGAGCUGUCACGGGUUGCCACGGCACUGCUGGCUAGGCAAGGCUUUUCCCAGCGCUCCGAGGAACCUGGCCUGGUCCCGUGUUUGGAGGAACAAGUCGUAGCACUGAUCACGCCAGUCACCCAGCAGGCGCCCAGCACUGCCUUGUCCCUGGCCCCCACCCAAAUCUACUCUCCUGCUUUGUUCCCCCAGAGCUCACGGUCCCCAAACAGUGUACCUGCCGGCGGUCCCAACCCAGCGGGAGAAGUGGACAUGAGGUUGGCAGAUGGGACCUGUUGACAAUACAAGAGAAGGUGAGAUGGAAAGAAGGACCCUUAGCACAACAGAUCCGAGAAGGGGGAGAACUUGAUCAAUCCUGCAGCAGGCCCCCUGCGUAUCGUGGUCCUAAUCAUCACUAUGGGUCUCACCUGGAUCCUAGUCACCAUCCUCCUAGGUGGUCUUGGUGGUGGCUUUCCUCGAAUCCAGCAGUUCUUCACUAGCCCAGAGAGCUCAGUGACUGCAGUUCUAGGCUUUAGCUGGUCCUUUAGUCCUGUGGCCUGUCCUGACCCCUACCCUCAGAUCUCAGGUGACCCUAGGGCCAGACCCAUGGGUCACAUCUCCUGUUCCUGCUCAGAACCACGGGCCAGGAAGUACAAGUGCGGCCUGCCCCAGCCAUGUCCUGAGGAACACCUGGCCUUCCGCAUAGUCAGCGGGGCUGCCAAUGUCAUCGGGCCCAAGAUCUGCCUUGAGGACAAGAUGCUCAUGAGCAGCGUCAAGGACAAUGUGGGCCGUGGGCUGAACAUUGCCCUGGUGAAUGGAGUCAGUGGUGAGCUCCUAGAGGCCAGGGCCUUCGACAUGUGGGCUGGAGAUGUCAACGAUCUGUUGAAGUUCAUCCGGCCACUGCAUGAAGGCACCCUGGUGUUUGUAGCAUCCUAUGACGAUCCAGCUACCAAGAUGAAUGAGGAGACCAGGAAGCUUUUUACUGAGCUGGGCAGCAGGAAUGCCAAGGAGCUAGCCUUCCGGGACAGCUGGGUGUUUGUGGGAGCCAAGGGUGUGCAGAACAAGAGCCCCUUUGAACAGCAUAUGAAGAACAGUAAGCACACCAACAAGUACGAGGGUUGGCCCGAGGCCCUGGAGAUGGAAGGUUGUAUCCCGCGCAGAAGUGUGGCCGGCUAGCACAGCAGAGCUCUGGGACCAGACCAAGGGAGGCAACGCGACGCUAGUGCAGGGGCAGAGGCCUUGCCUUGUGCUCAGGCAUGAGGCUCCCCAGCCCCAACACAUCAGGGUUCCAAGGCGAUAACCAGAUGGCCUCAAGGUGAUGGGGGGCUGCAGGGCUGGCCCAUCAUACUUUGUCAUAGAGCCCAGGUAUCUAUGUCCUUGUUUUUCCAAAGCUGAUCCCACAGUCAGUUCCCACCCAACCCUUUCCUCUGCCCCUCAUUGUGUCAUCUACUUCCUGAGUGCCCCCAGAGGCAAGGGUCUUCAGUGCUUGCCCCUCUCACUGCAGCAGCCAGGGAGCAGGUUGGGACAUCUUCCAGAGCCUCUCCCUUCCAGAGGCACUUACUGCCCUACCAUCCAACUGUUUUCAACGUGAUCCUUUCAGUAAGCCAAAUUAGGUGGCCACUUCUGUUCAGCUGGCUGGAACAGGCUGGCCUUUCGUGGCCAGGUAACUGGAGCUUGAUCAAAGUCUGCAACAAAGUGUAUGACAAUAUGCAGAUUGUCAGAGGACCCACCUUCUAGAAGACCUGUUUGCUAAUAAAUUGAUCACCUGCAGUGGAAUAAAGUGCACUCAGAUGCUGUCUACAGUG